AUGGAAGGGUUGAUGUACCCGUUACUGGACAACACCAUCCCGUCAUGGGCUGUCCCGGUGAUCGCUCUGGCUCCUGCUGCCGUCGCUUUCCUUGUUCACUACGCCAUCCGGAGGGACGUCGUGGACAUUCACCACUCGGUGCUAGGCCUGCUUUUUGCCUUCUUCUCCACGCUGCUCAUCACCGAUGCUCUCAAGGUCUCGGUUGGCCGUCCCCGCCCCGACUUCUUCAUCAGAUGCUUCCCCUCAGGAGUCCCUGUGUACAGCAGCAGUGGCAAUGCGUUGUGUAACGGCAAUCCAUCCAUUGUGAGCGAAGGAAGAAAGAGCUUUCCGAGCGGACAUGCAUCGGUUUCCUUUUCAGGCCUGGCCUAUCUCUCUCUCUUUCUAGCAGCCAAGCUCCACUCCAUCUCGUCCUCCGCCGCUCACCUCUGGCGUCUGCUGCCCCCUGCGCUGCCUCUGGUGGGGGGAGUGGCCGUCGGAAUCACACGCAUCGACGACUACUGGCACUUCCCUUUCGACGUCUUUGUGGGCAGUCUCAUCGGCAUAUCCUUUGCUGCUAUCUGCUACUUCAUGCACUACCCAUCGCUGCGCCAUGACUACUGUCAUCUCCCUCGCGAUGUGGUCAGGUCUGAAGUUUCUAGAAGAGCUGUUUUGGAUGACAAUAUUGACUCUUCGCUGGAUGUGCCUGCCAACGGUGAUGAUGGGUCGUCACAGGUCUGA
Closterium sp. Naga37s-1 is the source of this 717-nucleotide messenger RNA. The record is from the annotation of a GenBank genome assembly. NCBI's taxonomy places the organism in Eukaryota, Viridiplantae, Streptophyta, Zygnematophyceae, Desmidiales, Closteriaceae.